GAGGACCCAUUGCUUGGAUCCAUAACCCGCAUUGAGGGCGAAGGUUUAGAUCCAAGAUCCAAACCCUCACAUUACAUAAACCUAACUGUCCAAUCCAAUCCGUAGUAUCAAGUAUCUAGCUAGGGUUUUUCAAAUUCUUCUUCCCUGUUAUUCACACAUCCGAUUUCCGCCAAAACCAUGUCUCUAAGGCCAAAUGCCAGAACCGAGGUUCGCCGCAACCGUUACAAGGUUGCAGUUGAUGCUGAUGAGGGUCGUCGGCGAAGAGAGGAUAACAUGGUCGAGAUCCGAAAGAGCAAGCGCGAGGAGAGCUUGCAGAAGAAGCGUCGCGAAGGUCUCCAAGCUCAGCAACAGUUUGCCACUCCUGUUCAGGCUUCCACUGUCGACAAGAAGUUAGAGAGUCUUCCUGCGAUGGUUGCUGGAGUUUGGUCGGAUGAUAAUACUCUUCAACUUGAAGCCACCACGCAAUUUCGCAAGCUUCUUUCAAUUGAGCGGAGCCCUCCGAUUGAGGAAGUUAUUCAAUCUGGUGUUGUUCCGCGUUUUGUUGAGUUUCUUGUCAGGGAGGAUUUCCCUCAACUUCAGUUUGAGGCUGCGUGGGCGCUUACAAACAUUGCAUCUGGGACUUCUGAGAAUACUAAGGUGGUCAUUGAUCAUGGGGCAGUUCCCAUAUUUGUCAAGCUGCUUAGUUCGCCUAGCGAUGAUGUUCGGGAGCAGGCAGUGUGGGCUUUGGGAAAUGUUGCUGGUGACUCCCCUAGGUGUCGAGAUCUAGUGCUCAGCCAUGGCGCCCUCGUCCCACUAUUGGCUCAGUUGAAUGAACAUGCAAAACUCUCAAUGCUAAGAAAUGCCACAUGGACAUUAUCUAACUUUUGUAGGGGUAAGCCACAGCCUCCAUUUGAGCAGGUGAGACCAGCGCUUCCAGCACUUGAGCGCUUGAUCUUCUCCAAUGAUGAAGAAGUCUUGACAGAUGCUUGCUGGGCAUUAUCAUAUCUUUCUGAUGGCACAAAUGACAAGAUUCAAGCAGUUAUUGAAGCAGGUGUAUGUCCCAGAUUGGUGCAGCUGCUCUUGAACCAAUCUCCCUCGGUUCUGAUUCCUGCCCUUCGUACUGUCGGAAAUAUUGUGACUGGAGAUGACAUGCAAACUCAGUCUAUUAUCAAUCAUGGUGCGCUCCCUUGCCUUUUGAGCCUGUUGAGUCAUAAUCAUAAAAAAAGCAUCAAGAAAGAAGCUUGCUGGACUAUAUCAAACAUUACUGCUGGAAAUAAGGAACAGAUACAGGCUGUUAUUGAAGCUGGUCUGGUUGCCCCCCUUGUCAAUCUUCUUCAAAAUGCUGAGUUUGACAUUAAAAAGGAAGCUGCCUGGGCAAUCUCAAAUGCUACAUCUGGUGGAACUCAUGACCAGAUUAAGUACUUGGUUGGUCAGGGUUGUAUAAAGCCUCUUUGUGAUCUUCUUGUUUGUCCGGACCCAAGAAUUGUCACUGUCUGUUUAGAAGGCCUAGAGAAUAUUCUGAAGGUGGGAGAAGCCGAGAAGAGCCUUGGCAACACUGGAGAUGUCAACUUGUAUGCACAGAUGAUAGAUGAUGCUGAGGGAUUGGAGAAGAUUGAAAACCUGCAGAGUCAUGACAACAACGAAAUCUAUGAAAAGGCCGUUAAACUUCUUGAAACAUACUGGUUGGAAGAUGAGGACGAGACCCUACCUCCAGGAGACGGUGCUCAACCUGGUUUUGGUUUUGGAAAUGAGCUCCCAGUCCCGUCUGGUGGAUUCAACUUCAGCUGAAGAUCUUUUCCUGAGAAGGGGCUUGUGGGAUGAAGUAAGUUUUAUGCAGGGUGGCUUUUGGGAUAAGGUCUUUGGAGGGUCAGUUAUUGCACCUUGUGUCUGCUUACAGUCUGGUCUGGUGUCCCUUGUGGGUUUAUGAGGUGCCGGGGAGGGUCAGUUAGCUACCAUGUCCAAGUAAAGAAGGGACUGGUGGAUUCAACAGCAGCAUAAUGACCUUUUCAGCAGUGUUUACUGUUUUAAAAAUAGAGUGGUGGUGAGAAAUCUGGAAGGGAUUUUAUAUGUUGCUGUGGCAGGGACACGGGCCCAUUUGGCGAGGGGGUUUUGUUCAAAUGCGGCUUUGAGUGCUACUACUUUUUAUUGGUAAAGAUUUAUUGGGUCAGUAUUUGAUUUUGGUAAAUAUAUAUUUCCGAAACCAA
Messenger RNA from Vigna umbellata (rice bean), 2183 nucleotides. RefSeq names its product importin subunit alpha-2. Gene Ontology annotation, cellular component: cytoplasm. Gene Ontology annotation, biological process: protein import into nucleus. Gene Ontology annotation, molecular function: nuclear import signal receptor activity; protein binding. NCBI's taxonomy places the organism in Eukaryota, Viridiplantae, Streptophyta, Magnoliopsida, Fabales, Fabaceae. The record is from RefSeq and is a predicted model, not a curated record.